GUCUUCUUUAAACGUUUCAUCAUCUAUCCAGAAAACUAGAUUCCACUAGAUAUCAUAGUCUCCCCGUUUCGUCUAUUGAGGGUCUCCAGAUUAUUUCGCGCUCUAAUCACAUUAUGAUCUCGGCUCUCUUCAAUGUACCUAUCUAGUUAUAAACUAUACGGAGGCUCAGAGCAUGGCAGUCGAAAUCGACUCGCGGUAGCGCGUGCUACCUAGUCGAUUAUUGUUUUAAAAAUACUUUUUCUUUUUUUAAAUUAAAUUUAUAUAAUGGGGUCUUUGAUGGUGUUCGGUUUGCUGUUGGUAACCGUGUCGUGUAAUGAAUUGAAGCCAGAGCUUCCUCUAGAAGCGGCUGUGGAGGUCGACAACAAGGUGGACGUAGUAGACAAUGGCCUGGCCAACACUGAUCUGUUGAUGGCUUUUGUGGUUUUUAGACACGGUGACCGAACUCCGGAUCAAGAAGAGCUAGACAAAUUUCCUUCUGAUCAACACUAUGAUAAUAUAUUUUUUCCUUACGGGAAGAAAGCGCUUACAAACAAAGGAAAACAGCGCGGGUAUCGAGUCGGGGAGUAUUUGAGGAGACGUUACAAUAAUAUAAUAUCUAGUCUUUAUUUACCCGAUGAGACGCACAUUCAGACGACAGAUUACGCGCGAACUAAAAUGACAGUGUUAACUGCAUUGGCUGCUUUGUUUCCACCACCACCUGCACAAAGGUGGAACCCUACUCUUAACUGGCAACCAGUUCCUUAUGAUACCCCUGCAUUUGAAGAUGACGAUUUCAUGUAUUAUUACAAUUGCCCACGAUAUCUGCAAUUACGGGAUAAAGUUUACGCUUCGCCUGAAUUCCAGAAGAGGAUGAUACCAUAUGAAGGCCUGUACAAAUACUUGAGUAUCAAAACUAAAACCAACAUUACGACACCGGAAGAUGUCUUUUAUUUAGACAAUCUAUUCCAAACCUUGGAAAAUGUGGGAGUGCAUCCACCGCAAUGGGCGAAAGAAGUUAUGCCAAAGAUAAAAGAGGUAACUAAAAUCGAAUACGCUGCCGAGUUUUAUACUAGUGAAAUGAUACGAUUAGCUGCAGGAGUAUUACUCGAGAAAAUAGAGAAUGUAACGGGUGCGGCUAUAGCUGGAGAAAAAGUUAUACCUAAACUGUGGUUGUUCUCGGCUCACGAGAACAAUGUAGCAGCUCUGAUGUCCGCUGCCCGAGUGUUCAGACCGCACCAGCCCAAAUACGGUUCUACCAUAUCACUUGAAUUGAGAAAACGUCGUUUAACCGGCCAGUAUGGAUUUACGGCUGUUUAUGCGGCUGAAGCCGGGGGCCCUGGAAUUAUACUACCGAUAUCGGGCUGUGGCGGGCUACCCUUGUGCGACUACGACACCUUCCUCUCACUAACACGUGAAUUCGUUCUCUCUCAUAGCGAAUACAAGAAACAAUGCGCUACUCCCGUCACAUAAGAAUCAGAAUCGAAUAAAAUUAUCCAGAGGUAGGUAUAAUGGAGUAAAUGUAGACUGAGUAUAUGUGAAAAGUAGAUUAAGAGUAACGUUAUUUAUGUUAAAGUAACGAUUUUCGAUAUAAGAGUAGAUCUAUAUUAAAUUGGCUGUGAUAUUAUA
Molecule: messenger RNA, 1605 nt
Organism: Colias croceus (clouded yellow)
Lineage: Eukaryota; Metazoa; Arthropoda; Insecta; Lepidoptera; Pieridae
Product: venom acid phosphatase Acph-1-like
Exons: 7
Coding region: 265-1449 (394 amino acids)
Biological process (GO): dephosphorylation
Molecular function (GO): phosphatase activity
Source: RefSeq, a predicted model, not a curated record